GCAGAUGAGCUGCCCGCAUAUACCAGAGACAAAGCGCGUGGAGGCAUUUUUACACCUGAAAAACUGGAUAAAAGAGUCGCAUUCGAUUUGUACAGUUUACAGCGAUCGCAUCGUGUCUUUCCCCCCAGUUACUAGUAUCCGUUAAGCAUAGAUACGCCGUUAUUCGCCGUCUCCGCGCGCCGCUUACACGCUCCGGAUCUGUGGUAGAGCGGCGCGCGCGCGUGAUAGAGACGGAAUCAAUUGAACGGACGACAAUAAAGAAGAGCGGAGGAAAUAUAUAUAAAUAUAUAUAUAGACCAUAUAUAUAUAUUAGAAAGAAGAUCCAUCGGCGCAAGGACAAAAUAAAAGAGGUUGCCACAUGGUUAUGAUCUUCAACAUGCAUCUUUAGAAGAAGAGGAUCCGGAGAACAUCAUGGGUGCAUAGGAGGAGAACGUAAGCAAGGCCAGUGCUGACUGAGAUGUUUCUAAUGGAAAGCAGAAGACUCCCGUAGCAGCAUCCAGCACUGUUAACAACUGUGUGGAGUACACUUUGAUGCCACAACUUGAUUUCAUAACAAGAAAGGGGCAGGACAUGACUCAGUUGCCAUGCAGGCUGCUAUGGUAACAGGCCUCUUCGGCCCCUCCCCUCUUGUCUGGUUGGUCCAACUGUUGUUGUGGCCACACCUCCUUGGAGCUAGACUGGCCGAGGCCAGUCCAGCCUGCCCUGCUCCCUGUAGCUGUUCCAAUCAAGCCAGUCGAGUGAUCUGUACCAGAAAAGGCAUAAAUGAAGUUCCACCGAGUAUCUCGUCUAAUACUAGAUACCUCAACCUGCAGGAGAACUCCAUACAGGUGAUUAGAUCAGACACCUUCAAGCACCUAAGUCACCUGGAAAUUUUGCAGUUGUCUAAGAACCAGAUACGUCUGAUCGAGGUGGGAGCGUUUAAUGGCCUUCCCAAUCUUAUCACCCUGGAGCUGUUUGACAACAGACUACCGCUGGUUCCGUCCCAGGCAUUCGAGUACCUGAGCAAGCUACGUGAACUCUGGUUGAGAAACAACCCCAUAGAGACACUCCCAGCGAACGCCUUCCACCGUGUGCCGUCACUACGGCGGCUAGACCUUGGCGAGUUGCGCAAACUCAGCUUCAUCUCGGAGGCCGCAUUUGAAGGUCUGGUGAACCUACGUUUCCUGAAUCUGGGCAUGUGUGGGCUGAAGGACGUACCCAACUUGACUCCCCUUGUGAGAUUAGAGGAACUAGAGCUGUCAGGCAACCAGCUGGGCGUUGUGCGGCCCGGAUCGUUUCAGGGUCUUGUGUCCCUACGUAAACUGUGGCUCAUGCACUCUCGGAUUUCUGUCAUCGAGCGGAACGCCUUUGAUGACCUCAAGAACCUGGAGGAGCUCAAUCUAUCUCAUAACUCUUUGCACUCAUUGCCCCACGAUCUGUUCACACCUCUGCAGCAGUUAGAACGUGUCCACCUGAACCACAACCCUUGGGUCUGCAACUGUGAUGUUCUGUGGUUGAGCUGGUGGCUGAAAGAAACCGUGCCCGAUAACUCCACUUGUUGUGCACGUUGUCAUGCUCCUCCUGGCACUAAGGGAAGGUACAUUGGAGACCUUGACCAGCGAGACUUCACCUGCUACGCACCUGUGAUUGUGGAACCGCCAACUGACCUCAAUGUGACAGAAGGAAUGGCGGCUGAGCUGAAAUGCCGCUCCGGGACAUCCAUGACUUCUGUUAAUUGGCUGACCCCCAAUGGAACCUUGAUGACUCAUGGUGCAUACAAGGUCCGAAUCUCUGUCCUGCAUGAUGGAACCCUGAAUUUCACCAAUGUGACCAUGCAAGACACAGGUCCAUAUACCUGUAUGGUGACCAACUCAGCUGGCAACACCACAGCAACCGCUGUGUUGAACGUCUCAGCACCUGACCUAGGCAACGGCUACAGCUACUUCACUACUGUUACUGUUGAAACUCUAGAGACGGGGCAAGAAAUACGCGAUUCAGCACGACAGUUUGUCAACGAGACCUUUAUUAGUUUUCCAGGACCAUCCGCCUCAUCUGCCUCAGUGGGUCCUACUGGCUCAAUGAUAUCCUCCUUGCCACCACGAACUACUCGUGCACCUGAUCGCCCUUUCACGGUCUCCAUCACAGACGUCGCCAACCUGUCGGGACUUGAGGAUGUAAUGAAAACGACCAAGAUCAUCAUUGGCUGCUUCGUGGCCAUCACCUUCAUGGCGGCCGUGAUGCUGGUUGUCUUCUACAAACUUCGCAAACAGCACCAGUUGCACAAACACCACGGCCCGGCAAGAGCCAUUGAGAUCAUCAAUGUUGAAGAUGAGAUCGGAUCUGGUGGAGCUAGUGGAAUCACAGGAGGUACCGUCAAUUCAGGGGCAGGAACAGGAGGAGGGGGGCAUAGUCCAAGGAUCCAUGACCCUGAGAUCAUGACCCUGCCAAGCGUCGGGCAAACAGAGCACCUAAACCACUACUACAAAGCGCAUCACUUCAACAACAACAUCCUGGGGUUGAACAUGGGCACUGGGAUGCUGAACAACAAACCCAAUCCUUGUUCCCAGAAUCAGGCUCCAACCAUGAAAUUGGUGACAGCGUCCGGUGACAACUCCAACCUUAGAUCAACCUCACCUCCCUUGCCAAUUCCCAUCCCCAUCCCCAUGGCGAUGACCUUCCAUGGAACCCUGAAAGGUCUUAGUCAUGUCCCCAAUAUGCAGACUGAGCCACUGUUGCUAUCGAAUGGCUCCAAGGAGAGUGUCCAGGAGACCCAGAUCUGAUUACUUACGGACACGUGUACACUCGGGAAGUGAAGCAGACUGGUUUUCACACCAGUGUGACUGUCAAAUGCUGAAGUUAUCAGCCUUUCGACAUAAUGGAACUCCUUUCCAACAGAUUCUGUGGAAUAUUCUUUUCAGAUGAACAAAAAGACAAGCGUUUGCUGAUGAGGUGGACAUGAUGGCGCUAUUGAGUACAUACGUAUCAAAGCAAGCAUCCUUUUUUGCAGUUCCUAUGAGUUGUGUCCGCGUAUUCAAAUAUAGUCUAUAUUAAAGUAGUGUAAUUACAUAAGUGUUGGUUUUCCACAGCCCAGCGACACCGAUUACACACUCACGCCACUGUACAGCAGCUAACAGACCUGUAUAAAAGCAUACACACAUUUACACUUACCACAGGUUGACAUCAUUAUUCAUCUUACUCACCUCAGUAGGUAGUGUACCUGUGUGUGUGUGUGUGUGUGUGUGUGUGUGUGUGUGUGUGUGUGUGUGUGUGAGGGACAUUAUAAACUCAGAAAUAAAGACUUAAACUGCUGUGAUCCAGAACACGUUCACUUUGCUUCAUGACGACAUUCUGAAUCUUGCACAAGUGAGGAUCCGUUCAUAAGCUUGUUGUAUUCAGAACUUUAAAAAAAAAGAAAACGCCAAUUUCAGGGUGACAUUCACUUUCAUAAUACGUAGAGGAGAGGAAAGAGAGAAGACACCUUUUCUUGUGCAACACGUCCUUUGGCUGCUGUUUCACACCGUCUAGAGCUAAGGGACCUUAGUAGGUACCUCCCAACAAGCUGCCCUAGAGCAAAUCUCUGUGCAUUUCUACGUUUGGAGAGAUUGUGAGUUCUGUUUUUGUUGCCUGUCAGUGCUGAUUUAAACAGGAACGGCACUGUGGAAGGGCUAUUUCACUGGCAUUGGAUGUUAUUUGAUGCAUAGAGUGUCGCAGAAUUUGUCCUGGUCUUAAAAAAGUCAACGUAAGACCCUGUUCGCGACCCAGAUUACUAACGACAUCAGCCAUAUUCUCAAGUGAAACGGGAUAUUCAAUGAGAACAAAAUAUAGGGCGGGACUUGAUUUCAUCCAACAGGAAUUUGGUUGGAUCGAUAAAAGUGGACGUUCCAUAACGGGGAUUAGUAGGGAUACGCGACAUCAGCCGAAAUGGAAAGUUGUUUUAGGGGAAGUUUUAAAAAUGACAUUUUACGACAUUCAUUGACAUCAAUUUUGAUUUCACGUUGACUCAAGCUGUAUUAAAGCUUUCACAUAUGCUGUGAUAUACAGCGCAGCACUCGCUUGUCGUAACCGAACGGGGCAGGAUUUUGCAGUCAUGGGAAAAUUUUAGAUUUUUAAAAGUGCGAGAGUGAAAGAUAUAUUGUCCAAUUUUUUCUGAUGAAAAAGAUUUUGCAAUAUGACAUGUAAUCUAAUGUAAAGAUUUUCAAGUAUACAGUUUAUAGACUGGGGGACGAGGGACUGCGUCAGUAUCAGGGUAUAGGGAAUUUGGAAUUACCUCUCUUGGGCAACUUAAAACCUAAUGUUAGCCAUUCAAUUGAGGGAACUUGCAAGUCUCAUUUUCGAACAAUAUUUUCUUUGAAAAGAUCUGCAAACCGGUCCUUUGCGGGAGCCAUAAAACAACUUCGAAAUAUCACUGCUGACUACGUAAAACGUCAUAUUGAUCAAGUUUUUCAUCCUUGAAUGGCUUUGAAGUUGUAUAUUAACAAUGUGCAAUGUGCCAUUAACUGAAGUAGAGUACACAUGCGUGUAUCAUUGUAAUUGCUGCAUUAAACUUUAUCCAGUUUUUCAUUUCCAGUUCAUCACUAUCGUUUUAUUAGACUGAUGUUGUUAAAUCUGCUUCCUUGUUCAUUUUUCUAAUUUAAGACACUGGUUUGGUUGGUGCUACACACAGGUCAGUAACCAGAGGCUCUCAAAUGUAUGCCUGCUGUUCUUCAAAAUGAAUUAUAAGAUGAAUAGUUUUUUUUCUUUUUCGUUGAUUGCUCUCCAUAUUUUUCCCUACAGUAUAAAAGCUGAUUGUGUUUGAAUAUCCAGUGUGGUUGCUUAGCAACAACACCAUUGCCAGGAAAAGCUCUUAAAAGCUUAUUGUAGCACCUGACCCUCAUCUGCUGAUGCGGAACAUAGGUUGAUCAUGCGGUAAUUACGUUAACAUAACAUAAGUAAAAGGUUAGUUAAUGUGAGGAACAUGUUUUGCUGCCUCGCUUUGUGUCCCCAACACCAAAAAAAACCUUACGGAUGAAAUUGAAACACUCACAGGUGUGUGUGUGUGUGUGUGUGUGUGUGUGUGUGUACUCUUACGAAAAAUCAAAACAAGCUACAAACUCGCUGCACAUUUGUCGCUCAUUCUUUUCACAUGCAAAUGGUCUUUUGAUUCGCCACAAAUGUUUGCCAGAAGUGGUGAACCUCUGGUGAACCUCUGGCAAACCUCUGGCAAAUCUCUGGCGAACCUCUGGCAAACCUCUGGCAAACCUCUGGCAAACCUCUAGCGAACCUUUGGUGUACCUCUGGCAAACCUCUGGCAAACCUUUGACAGCAAUGGACAAUUUGCUGCAAAGCUAAUUUGCAUGUGAAAAUGAUCAGUGGCGAAUUUGUGGCAAGUUUGCAUCAAAUUUGCCAUGAACUCAAUUUACGUAAAGGUAAAUAUUUGAAGACGAUCUCAUAGUGAAUUAAUACAUACAGUAUGCAGUAUGAGGCUGGCAUAUUAGUGUUCAUCCCCCUUCCAUAAAGUGGUUUAAAAAAAUCAGCUUUAAGCAUUUCAUCCUUAAACAAGUGCUAUCAAAUGAUGUAGUCAGUGACAAUGUUUCAACGAGCACGCCCAUUUCACUCCACCAAGCAGGGCUGGAUUGGUAAUCUGGCAUACCGGGCAUUUUCCCGGUGUGCCAACGCACUUUGGGGCCGAUCAGGGGUGGACUGACCAUCUCCCGAGCAGAGCGGAUCGGUUGGUCGGCCGCGAAACGGGCUGAAUGGGCCGCUAUAAGCUAAAAUGAGCAGCCACGUUAAGCAGAAUGCCUACAAAAUGAUGCCGCGAUAUGCAGAAAAGGACAGUGAAAAAGGACCCCCCUUCAACUUUUGGGCCAGUUGCUAUGUAAAACCCCAGGCCGAUUUCUCUUCCCAGUCCAGCCCUGCCAGUAAGUGCUAUAUAAACAGCCAGUUACCUCAAUACUUCCUCAAAUCCUUCCAAAAUUCCUCCUUUUCUUAUUUAUCUAUUUACAAAAUAGCCAAUUAAGCCUUUUGUUUACGUUCCAUGCAACCAUCUUUACCACGAUUAGCAACUUGCUAAUGCUAAUCAGAGUCGGUUGGUAUUAGCAGAUGGCUAAAGCUACAGAAUUAAAAACUUAAAUCGAGAAUAUUGAGUCUGAAAUUCGAGUUACAAACAGAUGUUAUAGAGAGCUUAAAGUGAUCUCUUUCAUCCCACCUGAGAUGACCGGCAUAGACCAGUCCAUGUUGGGGACACCCCAGGAUCCCCCCACCAGGAUCCCCCACCAGGUAUUGCUAUUGUAUAAACAUUAAAGAGAGAGUUCACCUAAAAAUAAAAAAUCAGAAUUUCUUACAUGUACUUUCCCUCUUGUUGUUUAUUGUUUCAUGUCAUAUGAGUGAAUUAUUAAUGACAGAAUUUUCAUUUUUAGGUGCACCAUCCCUUUAACCUCCUCUGAUCCUUACCCAAUAUAUUUUAAUGACAAGAUCGGCCGUUUGUGAAGCAGUAUGUUUGUAUCUCUCCUCUAUGCACAUGACCUCGUUGCAUUGGCAUAUAAGUGACCGAAAGCUUCACUAAGCUGUGAGUUGAAGACGUUGGUGCUGAGACCAGUGCUGCGGUGUAUUUAACACAAGCGAGGAAGCGAUCUCUGAAUCAGCACAGAUUAUAUUAUGGACUGUCAAGCAGUUAUCACUGCAGUCUUUUAAUGUUGUGGGGGUCUCUCACUCCGCCACUUUCUCACACUGACCGUGCGUUCAGAUAUUGUCAUGUAUAUAAUCUAAAAGAUGUAAAUAUUCUCUAUUUUUUGACUUAACAGGAUUUGAAACAGAAAGAAGCGUUUUGGAAACUCCGCAUCACUGUUUCUGCGUCUCUUUAUGGGUGAAUCUCACGAAAGCAUGUCCAGGUGAAAUUUCACCCCAAAAUCAAAAGAGAAAAAAAAUAUAUCAUGUUUUAGGAUUUAAGAAACAUAUUUUACUUACUGGAGAAAAAAAAAAUGCAAAAUUAUUUUCAUGACAAUGAAGCACGUUUUGCCACAAAUGUCUAAUUGCUCUAAUGCAUCUGAUUAUUUAUGAGUAUUUUUUCCUCAAUGGCGAUUCUCAUAACUGUGAUACAAGAGUAUUUUAUUUUAUUUCAUAUAUGAGUACUUUACACAUUUAAAACGUGACAUUUUGUUUGCAUUACUGCGACGAAAUUGAGAUGUUUUUGCAUUACUGUAAUUAGACUUUGGGGUUUAAAUGUGCUUAAUUAUCAUAAAAAUGGUCACAAUGCAAAAACAAUCAUAAAAUGUUCCUAAAAUAGACUUUCAUUUAAAUAUAUAGGUUUUCAUUUAUUACUUUUUAAUUUGGGGAUUAAAUAUGACCUGGAAAUGAUCUUGAGAUUUGAGGUUUGUGAGAUUUACUCUCACUCUAUCUCUCAGAACGACACAAUCCUCAAAAAAGAAACUACUGAAAGUUCAUCACGUUUUGAAUUUUUAAGUCAUAUUAACACUGAUAUCAGCUCUGUUUCAUUUAGCUUUGUUCCUUGUUUAACUAUUUAUUUGUACUGAAUAUUUUUGCUUUGUUUUAUAUGUUGAUGUGCUUCGGCUGUGGAGAGCACGUGAUUGGCUAUCAGUUCCGGGUCAAAGGUUGUGGCAAAUGCUUAACUGUUUGUGUGAGCCUCUGCACUAUGCCAUUCGCUACACAGACGGUCUUUACCAAUAAAACAUUGACA
This is a messenger RNA of Xyrauchen texanus (razorback sucker), 7651 nucleotides long. RefSeq names its product leucine rich repeat containing 4Bb (gene lrrc4bb). The transcript is spliced from 5 exons. The record is from RefSeq and is a predicted model, not a curated record. NCBI's taxonomy places the organism in Eukaryota, Metazoa, Chordata, Actinopteri, Cypriniformes, Catostomidae. Gene Ontology annotation, molecular function: protein binding. Bases 585 to 2759 code for a protein of 724 amino acids. Gene Ontology annotation, cellular component: plasma membrane.